Strigops habroptila (Kakapo) is the source of this 2447-nucleotide messenger RNA. RefSeq names its product STEAP4 metalloreductase (gene STEAP4). The record is from RefSeq and is a predicted model, not a curated record. Gene Ontology annotation, biological process: copper ion import. Gene Ontology annotation, cellular component: endosome; plasma membrane. The transcript is spliced from 5 exons. Gene Ontology annotation, molecular function: cupric reductase (NADH) activity; ferric-chelate reductase (NADPH) activity. Bases 109 to 1527 code for a protein of 472 amino acids. Lineage: Eukaryota; Metazoa; Chordata; Aves; Psittaciformes; Psittacidae.
AGGACCUAUCUGUAGCUCCUGAGGUGUCUUGCUCCAGCACAAACAGCAUCUCACCAGCUGGGAAAGCACUGGCUUGCCUAAGGGGACUGCAGCAGGUUAAGUGCACAGAUGAACAAAAAUUCUUCCAACAUAAUGGCUUUGGCUCCUAGCACCUCCAACAGAAGAGAGACAGUGUGCAUAUUUGGAACUGGAGAUUUUGGAAGAGCUCUGGGGCAUAAAAUGAUUCAGUCUGGCUAUCCUGUUGUGUUUGGAAGCCGGAGCACACAGAUAUCCAGCCUGAUUCCCAAAGGUGCAGAGGUGUUGAGCCAUGCAGAGGCAGCACAGAAAGCUGCUGUCAUCAUUAUAGCAAUCCAGAGGCAAAAUUACAACUUCCUUACACCACUAACAGAAAUUCUCCAUGGAAAAGUCCUGGUGGACGUAAGCAACAACUUAAAAAUAAACGAGUAUCCUGAAUCCAACGCAGAGUACCUUGCUCAGCUGGUGCCUGGAGCUAAGGUUGUGAAAGCCUUUAACACUGUGUCAGCCUGGGCCUUGCAGUCAGGCACACUGGAUGCAAGCCGGCAGGUGUUUGUCUGUGGAGAUGACACGGAAGCUAAACAAAUAGUGAUGAAUAUUGUUCGUGCACUGGGUCUCACUCCACUAGAUCAGGGAUCCCUCUUGGCUGCUCAGGAAAUAGAAAAUUACCCUCUGCAGCUCUUUCCAAUGUGGAAGUUUCCCAUCCUUUUGUCCUUUGGCCUAGCUGCAUUCUUCUUCUUCUACUGUUUGAUUCGCAAUGUAAUUUAUCCUUAUGUUUAUGAAAACAAAGACUUUUCAUUUUUUAUUGCAAUUUCCAUUCCAAAUCGGAUCUGCCCUAUAUUAGCACUCACCCUUCUUGCCUUGGUUUAUCUUCCUGGUGUACUGGCUGCAAUUAUUCAGUUAUACAGAGGUACCAAAUACUGCCGUUUCCCAGACUGGCUGGACAAAUGGAUGCUCUGCAGGAAACAACUUGGACUAGUAGCCUUGGCAUUUGCUUCCCUGCAUGUUUUGUACACUCUUGUUAUCCCAAUCCGCUCCUUUGUAAAAUGGAGAAUGAGCAGCCAAAUCAUCUCCCAGGUACUGAACAAUAAAACAGAACCACUCGACACCACUAAUGCCUGGCUUAGUGACUCCUACUUGGCUCUGGGGAUUUUAGGAUUUUUUUUAUUUGUUCUUCUGGGAAUAACUUCCUUGCCUUCAGUCAGCAACAAUGUCAACUGGCGAGAAUUUCGAUUUGUACAGUCCAAACUGGGAUAUCUGACACUGAUUUUGUGCACUGCACACACGCUGGUUUAUGGUGGAAAACGGUUCCUGAAUCCAUCAUCAUACCGAUGGUAUCUUCCGAAUGCCUAUAUGCUCUCCCUCAUUGUUCCGUGCAUGGUGCUGGUUGUCAAAUUUGUGCUGAUAUUUCCUUGUCUAGACAAACCUCUCACGCGAAUUCGACAGGGCUGGGAGAGGAAUCCCCAAUACUCAGAACAGUCAAAUUACAUUAUUAACAAGUCUGCUGUAUAAUUAAACUAACCAGAAUUAUCAAAAACAAGAAAAAAUAUUAUGAAGGCAUAUCAAAAUGAAAUCAUGAGCCUCCUUUAUCUGGAGAGCAAGAGAAAAAGUUAAAAACUUGGCCAGACCCUGUUUAAAAUAAAGCCACCCCAGUGACAAGCUUAAAAUACAAAUCAAAUGAGGCCAUUGAAUUCCUGCACCCCAGACAUGCUUUCACACAGGUGCAGGCCCUCUCUUUUGCUCAGUAUAUUCUCCCUUGCCUAUUCAUCCUCCAUUCCUAAGAAGAGUAUGAGAGAAGUAAGUGAUGCUCCUCUGUUGUUACAAACCUCCUCCAGGGCUCGGCAGAACUGGAAUAACCUUUGGUGUUCGAUGGUGUCUUCCCUAUCCUGCCCAUUGCGACUCAGGUCUACAUGCACCUACACAUAUCCACACAGAUCCACAUGCACACGUGCAUGAACACAAACCCUGCUUCCACCCCAGAAGCCACCAGCACCCACAGAACAGCAGGAUGGAUCCUGACUGAGGAAGAGCUCUCUUCCUCCCAGCAUUAGUUUAUCCUCCACUAAUAUCUGAUCCAAAACAGACCUCUGUUCAUACCUUAAUGACAGCCGAGUAAGAUCUGUGUGGUUUACGUACAGGAACUCUAAUGUUCAAAGAGCAUGGGGCAAAGGUUACUGAAUCCUUGCUUGUACUGCUCUACCAGAAACUCAGGUGGCAAGGGGAUGGAGAAGGGACCAAAAUGGCAGAAAGAUGUGAGAUGUGCUCAGGAGCCUAAGCUUCUCAAGUAUAGGUGAAAAGUGAUCAGUGAUUUUUUUGUGUAAGCAGCAAGGAAAGAAACUGAAGGAAAAUCCUAUUAUAUUAGGGGGUUGUAAUAUGUGUCAUGGUUAUAUCUCAUUAAGAUAAUAUUGUUGAUUUUUCAAAAAAUAGAUCUU